Molecule: messenger RNA, 1257 nt
Organism: Arctia plantaginis
Lineage: Eukaryota; Metazoa; Arthropoda; Insecta; Lepidoptera; Erebidae
Source: the annotation of a GenBank genome assembly
AUGACCCGACGAGGACCCUGCAGGAGCUUCGCCAUCAGCGUUAUACAGAUCAUCACUAUUAUAUGUCAAGUGCUCACGGAAGAACCUCGUUUUUCGGAGCCAAUCCCCAACGUGACGGUCGCGCUUGGCAGGGACGCCAGCCUGCCGUGCGUCGUUGAGCAUCUUGGCACCUACAAGGUGGCAUGGAUCCACAUCGAUAGACAGAUGAUCCUAACAAUUCACCGCCAUGUGAUCACUCGAUUGGCCCGCUUUAGCGUCUCGCACGACAAUGCGAUGACCUGGUUGCUGCACGUGAGCCAAGUACAGCAAGAAGACCGAGGAUAUUACAUGUGUCAAGUGAACACCAACCCUAUGAUCAGCCAAGUUGGGUAUCUUCAAGUUGUCGUGCCACCGAAUAUUCUCGAUGAAGAUAGUACGCAAUCAGCUGUAGCAGUUCGUGAAAAUCAGAACAUCAGCCUGGUGUGCAAAGCGGAUGGAUUCCCUACACCUAAGAUCAUGUGGCGUCGUGAAGAUGGACAGCCUAUAUCUGUGGACAGGAGGAAGAAAGUGACGGUGUACGAAGGAGACACCCUGAGCCUACAGCGCAUCAGUCGCACGGAAAUGGGGGCGUAUCUCUGCAUCGCUACCAACGCAGUACCACCUUCUGUGUCCAAGAGGAUCAUUGUCGAUGUCGAAUUUUCGCCAAUGAUUUGGGUACCAAACCAGCUGGUAGGAGCUCCAGCGGGCACUGACGUCACGGUUGACUGCCACACCGAGGCUCAUCCCCGAGCAAUCUCCUACUGGGUGUACGAUAACGUCAUGGUACUGCCAACAAAGAAGUAUGCCAUCAACACUGAAGAAAAUUCUUACAGAGCUCACAUGAAACUAACGGUACGAAACCUGCAAACUGGCGACUUUGGCAACUACAGGUGCAUCUCUAAGAAUUCGCUUGGGGAAACUGAAGGGUCUAUCAGAUUAUAUGAAAUCCCGAUGCCGUCAACAUCGCCGAAGGCCACAGAAAUGAAGAGUAACGCUAACAAAGAAAGUGUGAGACGCGUAAAUGUGAGUCGGUCGGUGUCGCGCGCAGAGCCCGGCGCCGGCACCGAGCGGCCAAGCGUCGUGCGAGCGCAACUCGACCGCGCACCCGACAGAGACGUCGCGCACCACGUCUUUCAACCGCCACAUCCACGUCAUGUCUCAGGCUCUAGAAGGCUGCACUGUUGGAGACAACCCUUCUUGGCGAUCAUCGUACUAGUACAUGUGGACCUUUUGGUCUAA